This is a messenger RNA of Penicillium cinerascens, 1602 nucleotides long. RefSeq names its product SH3 domain protein. Bases 1 to 1602 code for a protein of 533 amino acids. Gene Ontology annotation, molecular function: protein binding. The transcript is spliced from 3 exons. The record is from RefSeq and is a predicted model, not a curated record. NCBI's taxonomy places the organism in Eukaryota, Fungi, Ascomycota, Eurotiomycetes, Eurotiales, Aspergillaceae.
AUGUCCGACGCGUGUCUUUCUCUGUCGGGCUCCAGCGCCUGCCCCGCGUGGAGUAGCGCCUCAGUAUCAAUCAAUUCAAGUCAAUACGGGGACUUUCCAUGGCUGAAAAACGUUUCCAAUCUCACAUCGUUUGACCAAUCCCUCCAACACUACGUCCAGGACACCUAUGUCACCGCCAAAUAUGUCGACCUUUUGGGAUGCGUGGGCUACAAUUCCAGCGCAUUGAACGACUACUAUGCCCAAUACACCACUAGCGUUAUUUGCAAUGGCCUCAUUCAGAGUUCCAAGGUCUCGUGCGAUUUGUCCGACAAUGACUCGGAGCCCCUAUGCGCAGAGACGUGUGCGCUUUUCGCGACCAGUGAACAGGAGAUAAUGAUCAACAAAAAUCUUUGCCCCAGCACCGACAAGAAAUACAUAGACCAAAUUAGGUCCGACUUCACGAUCUGCUCCAACCCUACGGGAUCGCUGACUGGGGGAUGUGUCGAUGGGUCCGCCAACGAGCCAAACAACUGUGGCUUCUCAUCAAACACAAUCGGUCUCUGCACCUACUGUGCGUCCAGCUCACCCAACUCGACUGACACCUGCUGCAUGAGCUCCAACGCGUCCAGUCGCUGCACCGGCGUCAGUAUCCCCGCCUCCACUGUAACUCUGCAGCCGAUCGUGACCACCACCGCGGCAGCCGGCGCCGGCGCCGGUGCCGGUCAUCACGGCUUGUCAGGGGGUGCAAUUGCAGGUAUUGUAAUCGGAUCUGUGGUCGGAGCUGCCAUCUUGGCUGCCCUGGCCGUUCUACUCUUCCUCUGUGGUCGCAGACGCCGCCAGUCCCAGGCCGAUGCAGGACUCAACCAACCGAACCCGCAGCGGAAAGGGGCUUCUCCACCUAUGCAACAGGUGGACAGCCCGUCAACACCCACUAAUAAUCUCAAUAUUGUUCCCGGUGGCCGCGUCGCACGAAUGUCUGCCCUGCGCGAGAUGCCCAGCUCGUCCCCGGCCUACUCGCGAACUUCAGCUGCGAUGUUUGGCGGGGCCAAGUAUGCUGGCGACUCGUCUGAUUCAGAAGCAAUGGGUGCCAGCCCCGGAGCCAUGUCCAGAAGGAUACCUCCUGUGACCGGAAAGCGCCAUGGCUCACUUUCGAGUGGCUCUGCUCUGGCUGGACUGGAGAGUGACAGCUCACCCCUCUCGGGCGGUACCGCAAAUCAAUAUUCCUCCCCCGAAGGAUUCACCAGUGGCCAAUCGGAGCAGAUGUCCUAUUUCCGCGACUACUACUCCCAAGAUGAUAUUCACCCCGGUGAUAAGGUGGCUGCUCUCUGGGCUUAUUCUCCCCGAGCGGGUGACGAGUUCGAGCUGGAUCGCGGUGAGAUGCUAAAGGUGAUUGGUAUCUGGGAUGACGGCUGGGCGACGGGUGUCCGUCUUCACGAACGGGCUGAGGACUACGACAUCCAUCGCGAGCAGCGCGAUAGUGGUGUCUCCAACGGCUCGCACAGACCUAGCCCGUCUCCCGUGCCUUCGGGCGAGAUAAAAGCAUUCCCCCUGGUCUGCAUUUGUCUUCCGCAGCAUUGGCGGAAGAUUAUCGACGGUGGAGUGCAAGAGGAAGAUGAGAAUUGA